CGAAACGGUGCAAGUGCUGCUACCGCUUUGUUGUUGUGAUAUUAACCUCUGAAUCGAGGAAUUGUUUCUUCUCUGCAAGGAAUAAUCUUAUUGGCGUUGAUCCACUAUCUAAUCGGAUCUGAACCACGUUUGACCCUUUCGGUUUAAGUCAUUCGUCUACUAUUUCUAUAUAUAUAUAUAAUAAGUCUGCUGGCAAGGCCGAAUGCGAUUACAAUAGAUGCAGAAAACAGCGGUAAUUGUUUUAUCCUCCCACGAUUCCAUCCAAUGAGGACGGCGUUUCUUAAUUAGCGUACUUCAAAAAAACACACACACACUUAAGUGACUUGGCUUUAUCAGCGUCCUUAUUAUCAGUGCACGAACGUUGCGCGUUUCAUGUGAUUUCCAUAAAAUGCCCGAAGGGAUCGACCGCGCGACAAAAUCAUCAUCGUCGUCAUGAUGCUGCGUCCGAAGUUCUCGAGUUUGUCCAUGAUCUAUCGGAACUACGGGGCCGGCACGCAAAAAUUCGCGACUGGUGCAAAGAAGGAGCCGCUUCCAUCGCUGAGUGACACGUUCGGCCGCUUCCACAGUUACCUCAGGAUCUCGUUAACGGAACGCUGCAAUUUGCGAUGUCAAUAUUGCAUGCCAGCUGAAGGAGUCGCGCUCAGCCCAAAGUCCGAGCUGCUCACUACCGAAGAGAUAGCACGCAUCGCCAGGUUGUUCGUCGCGAACGGAGUCGACAAGAUCCGCUUAACGGGAGGAGAACCGACAGUCAGACGGGAUCUAAUUGAUAUUAUCGCUUCGCUGAAGAGCAUCGAAGGUUUGGAGACGGUAGCGAUGACCACCAACGGCUUGGUUCUCACCAGACAACUGGUCGCUCUGCAGAGGGCCGGAUUGGACAUCAUCAACGUCAGCUUGGACACCCUCAGCGCCGAUAAAUUCGAGAGGAUCACCAGGAGGAAAGGAUGGGAUCGCGUCAUGAUGGGCAUCGAUCUGGGCGUACAACUAGGCUUCAAUCCUGUUAAAAUCAACUGCGUCGUCAUGAAAGGAUUCAAUGAUAAUGAAAUCUGUGAUUUCGUUCGAUUGACGGAGGAGAAGAACGUGGACGUGCGCUUCAUCGAGUACAUGCCGUUCUCGGGAAACAAAUGGGAAAUGGAGAAGAUGGUCUCGUACAAGGAAAUGGUGGAGAAGAUCCGCAAACGGUGGCCGGAUUUCCACGCCCUGAGGAACGGCCCCAACGACACCUCGAAGGCAUGGAAGGUACCAGGAGCGAUGGGUCAGGUGGGAUUCAUCACGUCGAUGAGCGAACACUUCUGCGGUUCCUGCAACCGCCUGAGGAUCACCGCAGAUGGUAACCUGAAGGUAUGCCUCUUCGGCAACACGGAAGUAUCGUUACGCGAUGCGAUGAGAGCAGGCAGCAGCGACGACGAUUUGACCGCUUUGAUUUCUGCAGCCGUUAAGCGCAAGAAGAAACAGCACGCGGCGGAGCCCAGAAACCUGUCGCACUUGUUCCAGCGGCCAUCGAUGAACUCCGUUCGUUUUUACUCGACGCGAAAGCUGAGCCACGUCGACGAUGAUGGUAAAGCGAAGAUGGUCGACGUCGGCGGGAAACGCGUGAGCGCUAGAACUGCCACGGCUAUGGCGACCGUCAAGUUGACCUUCGAACUCACCAAGCUGAUCAGAGAGAACGGUUUGAAGAAGGGAGACGUGCUUUCCGUCGCCCAAUUGGCGGGCAUCGUCGGGGCGAAGAGGACGUCCGAGCUGAUACCGCUGUGCCACAACAUCGUCCUGAACUCGAUCAAGGUGAGCGCGAGUCUCGACGAGGGCGGCCAGUGCAUCGUGCUGAACUCGGUGGUCUCGUGCGACGGGAAAACGGGCGUGGAAAUGGAAGCGUUGACCGCCGUCUCCGUCGCCGCCCUCACCGUCUACGACAUGUGCAAAGCGAUCAGCCACGACAUCACCAUCAGCAACAUCAUGCUGACGGGCAAGACGGGCGGCAGGAGCGGCGAUUACAAACGCGAAGAGAUCAACUUGAGGAGCUACGACACCAGCCCAAUCAAUACGGAACAGGUCACAGUUGGGGCAGUUUAAAUUGAAUAACAUAUCCCGCAAAACAUUUGUUUUUUUUUUGAUACAUGA
Nicrophorus vespilloides is the source of this 2115-nucleotide messenger RNA. RefSeq names its product molybdenum cofactor biosynthesis protein 1 (gene Mocs1). The transcript has 7 exons. Lineage: Eukaryota; Metazoa; Arthropoda; Insecta; Coleoptera; Silphidae. Gene Ontology annotation, molecular function: metal ion binding; 4 iron, 4 sulfur cluster binding; GTP 3',8'-cyclase activity. The record is from RefSeq and is a predicted model, not a curated record. Gene Ontology annotation, biological process: Mo-molybdopterin cofactor biosynthetic process. Bases 433 to 2067 code for a protein of 544 amino acids.